AUGCAACAAGUACAAAUCAAUGCAGUAGAUAGUUUCUCAAGAUAAAGACUAAUAAAUAAUCUGAAAAAAUAUAAAAAAUAAUAAAAAGGGCUAAAAAAAGAGGAAUAAAUAUCAUCAUUUAAAAAAAGUUCACAACUAUCUAAAGUAUACAAAGAAUUCGGUUUGAAAGAAAGAAACAGAGCAAGGAUGAUUGAUUGGAUGUAUUAAGUAUUCAAGAUUCUAAACAAGAGUUCUGAUUAAACAUUCUUCCUAUCGAUUUCAAUAAUGGAUAAGUUUUUCAAAAAAGCAUAUUAGCAAAAGUCUCAAAAUGAUCCCGAAUAGUAAUAUGAUUUACACUUAGCUUUAGAGUAUAAAAUCAACGAGACAAACAUGUUUCAAGAAUCCAUGAUUAUUUUAAAAUAGCUAUUUCAUCAUUACCAACAGUUCAAACUUGCUCAAGAUGAUAUUGAAUACUUAAAGCUGAGUAACUUAAACAAAAACUAUAUAUUCACUAUUCCAUAGAUUAAAAGUUAAAAAUGCAGAUAAAGAUCUGCAGACAAUAGCUGA
Molecule: messenger RNA, 546 nt
Organism: Stylonychia lemnae
Lineage: Eukaryota; Ciliophora; Spirotrichea; Sporadotrichida; Oxytrichidae
Source: the annotation of a GenBank genome assembly